Molecule: messenger RNA, 7299 nt
Organism: Aureobasidium vineae
Lineage: Eukaryota; Fungi; Ascomycota; Dothideomycetes; Dothideales; Saccotheciaceae
Source: the annotation of a GenBank genome assembly
AUGGACCCUUCACCCACCUCACCGGCGCAUUCCAUCGGCCAGAGGCUUUCACCUUCAGCACUUCCUGGCAGAGACCACGUCGCCGAUGCAGACACUUCACACUNNUCACGCAAGCGACCUCGUCUGAGCGACGAGCCCGACUCUCCACCUCACACCAACGCUGAUUCUGACACUCAAAACACAUCGGCCACUGGAAGCCCAACUGUCCUCGAAGUCGCUCAAGAACAGUCAACCGAGCCAUCAGAUAUUUCCAUCAUCAUGACUGGCGUUGAGACAACUGUCGAUGUACAUCUCAACAGCUUCCCAUUCCUGUUCGAUAAGAAUGAUACUCCCGAGGGUGCUGCCGCCAAGCUCGCAGAGCACUGUUACAAGAAGAAUGGUCCUGCCGUGGAAGAAAUAAUCUGCUUGAUCAACUGGCUUGGUGAUCAUCUGCGCGACACCAACGAAGCCUUCGAUGCUGCGCUGAAACACAACACCCCAUCGUCAACCGUCUCCGAUCUCUACUCAGAUAACCCGGAAUUCUGGAACCAUAUCUUGUCUUGCUUUCGUGGACUGAUUGGACGCUGCUCAAUCAGCUCUGACAAAGAGCUCGUUGGAAGCAUUGCUUGGAACUUCUUCCAUGCCAUACUCGACAAUCUGCUAGGCCUGGGCGAGAGGCUUCUAUACACCGAGGUAGCCAUUCUGAAGCAGCGUGAAGCUCGCAGAGAUUCGACAAGCUCUCCCACAUCCAGCAAUUCGCCAAAGCACUCACUACUGUUCCCCCUGUGGGCCGGUACUUUUAUGGACAUGGCCGCCCGCCCGAAGGAGUUUCUGGAACCAAUGUCAGCGGCUUAUCACUUCAACUUCAAGUCUGUACAAAAGCGAUCUAUCGGGCGUUUCCAGGGUCGUGCUAUGGAUGCUGUCGUCACACUCAUGGAACACGUCACCUCUAGAUCGGAAAACAUCAAAUCGCCGUUCUUCACAGCAUUCGGUUACGUGAAUCUCUGUCACUAUGUCCUAUAUGUGGAUCGGGACAACGUUGGCAACUGGCUCAUGCCUUAUCUCAACAAGUCGACCAAGCUAUUCGACCUUAUCUAUACUAUGACGAUUCAUACUUUGCCCAGGCAGUACCUCGACGAGAGCUCGCAACUCGUCAUCGAGAACUUCCGUGUGUUUCUGGUCGAUAUGCUAAGUACUUUGUACCUCACAAAGCACCUUUCUGCAGAGACUGUAUUUGAAAUGACUAUGGAGGAUGUUGCAAACCAUCAGACCAUCCAAGGAGAACUCCUUGUGCCUCCAGAAGAGAACAACAACAACCCUGCCCUAGUUGACGCCGCGAUCGACGACGGCAUUGCAUUCGCUGCGGUCAAAGAUGAUGUGCUGGAGGUAGCCUCUGUUGCAUGCUCCUUGAAGUUUCUCAACGCCCUCCUUCGGAGCAGCAGUGUAGAAUUGCGUAAUCGUGCAGCGGAACAGAUGGGAACCACAGCCUGGGAUGUUCGUAUGAACAAGCGAAAGCUCGAAGCAGGCUAUCACCGGCUCAUGGAAAAUUACACAGCCAAGUUCUUCCUCGCCAACGAUAUUACGGGUUAUCUUCUAGGACCUCAAUCGCACGCCACGCUGAUUGGCAGGACUACAGCCAUCCUUGCGUUCAUGGCCGUCACAGGCAAGCUUACCAAACGCGAUGCUGAUACGAUCUGGAGUGUGUCCUUCAAUUCUCAGCAACCCGAUGAUGCACAAAGCGCCAUGAACGUGCUCCGAACUCUUCCAGCCUAUAUGUCACCUUUCGCCAAUGAGUAUUUCUGCAACAAAUUUCGAGCCCUCCCGCUGUCGAAGUUCUCAAAAGACGCAGAACGACUUCUUCAGAACAUCGUAACAGAAUUUCUGCGAACCUCGACUGAUGGCGAAUACCAAACGAUUUACACCUGUAUCCAACUGCUGGGCAAGAUCGAGGACUCAGACAUUCCACCUGCUAGGCAAAACCAACUGUUGCUCAGCUUUGCAAAUCUGCUUCUGCAAGUCCAUUCUCCUCGCAACACCCAAGAAAGUCAUCGCCUUCUCGAGCUUUGCGCUGCCCCUAUCGCAUCGCUGGCUAACAACACGACUGGUUAUGUACAGGCAUUGUCGAGUAUCGUCAAACAAACCGGGUUUUCCGUUAAAGCAGACGAAGUUUAUGGGCGAGUGCCAUUCCAUCGAUGCGUCGCAGAGUUGCUUCAAUUUCUUGGAAGAGCGAAGACUGAUGCCAAAUCUCCGGUUUCCUAUGCAUUGUGGUGUCGCCUUGACCUCAUCACCUAUGUGCUCUCAGUCUCAAGUCCAGGCGACAACACAGCGGCUGUCGAGAAAGCCCUCUGGCAGAAUGUCUUAGGCGAGCAUGCCUUGACGCCGCAGCUACGAGACAUGGGAUGGCGCUUUUUCAUCCACUCUUAUCAAUCGGGGCAGCCAGGCCUCGAAGCUUUCUACAAUCGGUUCAUCAACCAAUAUCUCCCUGACAUCCCUCCCGAGUUUGCGACAACCGGAACCAUCAACCUCUUCAAGGUUCAAUACGCAAGACAGGAGUCUGAUAUGACCGAGUUGUUGCCUAUUGGCGAGGAGCUAAUCAGGUUUGCGCUUGCGGUCCCGUCAGAAGAAAUUGCGAAUGACUUCAAGGUGCUGCUUUUGGAAAGCCUGUUCAAGGGCAAGGCAAUCAAUUAUCCUGGCCUCGCCAUUGACGGCCAGAUCUCAGUUAUACGGCAGCUUGUUGCACAAGUGUCCCAGCGAGGGGUCCCUGCAACGAGAGCCUCAGAGAUAUUGCUGAACAUUCUGAUCGAGUCAAACCGGUACCAAGCACUCCUUCAACGUCCAGACAAAUUCACUCCCGGCGAAAUUUCACGCCCAAAGUCAGACCUUCCUCAAGACAGCAUUCAGAUUCCGAUUCGUAUCCACAAAGGUAAUGCACAGCCACAAAGCAAAUUGGUAACAAUCAACAAAUCAGCGAGUUGUUCAGAGCUAGAGGCUGCUAUCGCCUCAGAGACUGGAUUUGCAAGUUACACUGUUGUCACUGCAGGACAAAAGAUCAACUUCGCCAAGGAGCCAGAACAGUCAAUCACAGAGCUUGGUCUGCGAGAAGGAAAUGUCCUCCUUGUACAGAAGCGAAACACAUUCGAGAGUAUUCAAGAAGAGGUCAACAAGAGCACAGAAAAGUCUAUUGUUGAAGGCGAGAUUGCUUCUCAUCUGGAUGUCUUGUACAAUAUCCUUGAUGGUACGGACGGGAAGGCACAGUACGUACUGCAAAUCCUCACGUUGCUCAAGUUUCCUGGUCCAAUAAGAGCCAUGGUCGCUGCUCCCGAAACGCCUUUCGAACAGAUCUUCCCGUCAGGAGCAUCCUUGCGAUUGCGCGCCUCCGUUGAUGUCAUUUCUAUUCAGCUGAAGGAACAAGUCGCCCUCGGUGUCGCCGACGAAAAGUUCUUGCUCAGGGGAGUUCAUUUGCUCGUAGAUUUGCUGGGUCGUACCGAUAUGCUCCAAGAGGUCACAGACAUCUGGAGAACAGCAGAAACCUUACUUGCAUUGCUCAGAGAGCGACCUGUCAAGAACCUGACCGGACAGUACUUUAGAGACGCUGCCAAAUUCACGCAUCAGAUUCUUCGCUACAUUGAACAUUUCUCAGACGAGACUACUACUGUCAGUCGUGAUGGUACCAAGCAAAUGGCAUUGCGAGCGCUAUAUCAAUGCUUGUUGCAAGGUGUCCUUGUGAGCCAGUCCGUGUGUUCGGCCUUUAUUGCUGAAGGUAACACCAUACCAAUCCAUCUCGCGCUUCUUCUCACUAGAAGCGACCAUCUUCGAGCUACUAUUCCCAAAUCUAUCAUCAAUGCUAUUCAGGAUGAGAGGGCUUCUCCUGAGCUCAAGGAAUUCUUUUCCAAGCUCUCACUAGAGCAUCUCAUACCUACGGCUUUGGAACAACCAGUCAUCUGCGACAAGGCAUUCUUGGUCAGUAUUGAAGCGUUAUCCGCGGACCGUCGCUUGAAUACCGAUGAAGAACUCUUGAGGACCUUGAUCGAUGAUUUUGCGAAGACUCUACUCAACAUGAGCCACCUGGAACGCUAUGGAGAUUGCUUCAUCGACAAGAGAGUAUCCGGCUUGGCUUCGUUGCUGCGUUGCUGUAUUCAAGCUCUCGUGGUACAAAACAAGCCUUUGAACCUAGGAAAUCUUCCUUCGCAGGUGUUCAAGACCUUCCUCUUUCCUGUUCUUAUCAUUGACAAGAAAGUUCAGCCUGUUGUUGCCUCAGAAACUCGCAACAGUAUAUACGAUCUCCUUCAGGUGACGUGCGACAACAUUCAGACAUUGGAAAGUCUCGCUACGAAUUGCGAAGAUGUCGCAGGUUAUUGCACCGGUGAUCAAAGCUUCACAUUCCCGGGCCCUGACAGAUACAUUCGACAAGAAGGCAACUACGCGGGCUUAGCCAAUCUUGGGCAAACUUGCUAUUUCAACUCUCUGCUCCAGCAACUCUUUAUGAAUGUUCAGUUCCGGAAGUUCAUAUUUUAUACGUCAGUGAUUGACCCCAAGAAGCAAGCAGUUCUUGUUGAACUCAAGUUAGCUUUUGCCUCAAUGCAGGACAGUCACGACAUCUUCUAUCAGCCCGACGAACUGGUCAAAGCUUUGCAUGUUGAUCAUACGGUGCAAGACGAUGCUCACAUCUUCUUUAUGACGCUGGUCGGACAGCUCGAGGAGAGUAUGCCCGAUGAACAAGCGAAGAAUGCCCUGAAAGCAUUCUUCCGUGGUGUCAACAAGUCACAAACCAUCGGUAGCUGCAAGCAUGUUUCCGAAAGCACAGAUGAAUACUUCAACCUCUCUCUGGUCGUCAAGGACAAAGCAUCACUUGAAGAAAGCUUGGAAGAGUACACCAAAGGAGCCAUUCUCGAGGGAAGUGAUAAGUUCAGGUGUACUACCUGUGGCUCAGGUGAGGGUGUGUCAGUCGACGCUGUCCAAAGGACUGCCCUCGAACACAUUCCUGACAACUUGGUCUUCGGCUUGAGAAGAUUUCGCUACGAAACAUACGAUGGAGGCCAGAAGGUCAACGAUCGAUUCGAUUUCCCGGAACAUAUCGAUAUGAGCAAGUACAAGCUCAACCGUCUUGCGGGCGUUGAAGGACCGAGUGAGUCCGAUCUUUUCCAACUCGUGGGCGUGGUCGUUCAUCAGGGAAUCUUGACGUUUGGCCAUUACUGGUCGUACGCCGCCGAGCGUGGACGCAGUGAUGCGGAACCUUUACGCUGGUACCGUCUCGAAGACAAGAACGUCAGACUUUCCAGUAUCGAGGAAGUUCUUUCCGAGACUCACGGCGGACGAGUUCCCUCUCUGGCGACAUCUACCCGAGGCGAUCAAUCUCCAAGUCUCCGAUCAGACAACGCAUAUGUUUUGUUCUACCAGCGCGUCUCGUCCAUUUCUGAGUCUGCAAAGUGUCUUGCGACAAGUUCGUCCGUGCUUCCUUAUUCUGUCCAAGCUAAGGUCUGCUUGCCCCAGGACUUGGAGACAAAGAUGAGCAAAAAGAAUGAGGAGAAGUUGUUCAUCCUUAAUCUCUUCUCCUUGAGUCACCUCGAAUUUGUCCACGGUCUAGCCAGCAAAUUGCCAACAAUUAAGAAUGCUGACCCCUCCCUGAGUAGCAGGACAACGUACAAGCUUAUGUCAAUGCUCUUGUGGUACUACAUCCGCGUCGUAGCGAACUUCGAAAGCGGGUUUUCUUCACAGUCUAUUGAUUAUACCUCGUUGCUACUUCAGAAACUGGCAUGUGGCGGCAAGGACUUCGCGCGAUGGAUGCUGAUAGCCAUACUUUCUUGGAGUAGCCACAAGGACAAGUCCAAAUGCCUUGUCGUGCACUACAAGCGAGCUGUGCGCCACGCUACGAACCGCUUGGUUGUGGCUUGUCUGAAAUACCUCCGGGAACACGACCCCAGGUACCUCGACACUGGAGAUGAAGUUGAUUCUGAAGACCAACUCAACAUCAUGACGGCUACAGUCCAUAGCCUGAUUGAUCUUCGCUCUCAUAUUCUUGAGCGUGGGCCUGCCAUCUGGGGAGAGUAUUUCGAGCUUCUUCGUGACGUUGCAGAACUCGGCCCUGAUGAAACUUGUGUGCUGCUUGAACAGAACGUUCUUGAAUGGUGUCUCGAAGUUCUGCUCAUCAAUGGCGACGCAAAGUUGCAGAGAAAGUACCCGGAAGUCAUGGAACACAUUGCCGCUUAUCCUCGCAAGCUGAAUUAUGUCUCGAUCAUCAAUUGCAUAUACGGCCUACUGUGCAACUUCGUCGACCUCCGUGGACCUACUGCGCUUCGCACCAGCAAUCGAUGGACCGACUCACAGACGCUGUUACUGACUGCUGAUGAGCACGACUACCUCGUUGAACGUUCCAAUUCACACAGCAACAACCUGGUAGAGCUUUGCAUGCAAGGCAACUCAUCUGAUUGUCCUCCAACUCUACUCAUUGGUCUCCUUACCAACGUUGACAGAGUGUCUCCUGAGCUUUAUGACGACGCAGUCCGCGCACUGAUCAUCAAUUUGAGAUGUGCCACAGACUGGGAUAUGAUCGCCGAGUCCGUUCUCCACUGCCUGCUCGAGCGCAAGAUGAAGUCGACGACCGAGCAAGACAUCUUCCGAGAGAUGAUCAAAGUUCUCUCUUCUCGUGAGGUCAGCCAACAGAACCAGCCCACUGCGUGGAAAAUGUUCUGGAUCAUGAUGGGAGUUUACAAGGUCCAUCCGCAGAUGAUAAUACAAUACCUAGCCAUCAUCACUCGUUUGGUCUUGGUAUGCGACAGACGCAUCGUCGAAAGAGAUGCCAGAGACUGGUUGAGAAACAGUGUUCUGGUUCAAAAUGUGCUUCCAAAGCCCUACGUUCUGGAUCAAAUUCAACUUCUCAAUCACAAAUUAUGGGCCAUAAAGGAGCUGCUCGCUGGGCUUGCUGUUGAGUUGAACACUGGCAUGGGCAGAAACUCUGAAUGCAGCAUAUACGAAUACUCGAUCGACGCAUAUCAGGACUGUGGUAAAUACUUGAGCCAGGUGUCUCCUAGCCUCGAAACCGAGCUGGAAGAAUGGUUGAAGAGCGAGGCUCCCGAGACCGAAGCGGACACCGAGCUUGAGACUGCUGUGCAGGAGUUGUUCGACGAGGUCAGCAAUAUCGACAGGCUGUUGAACGAUCACGAGGAUUGUCGCAACAGUAUCCGUUAUUGGCAGGAUGAACAAUCAGUCUCGGACGCGCCUUCUAACUCCAACGUUGUUGAGAUUGGCAAUUAUUCAGACAACGAGUUUAUGGAAUCCGAUGACUCCCUGAGCGAUGCUGCAGAUUUCGGAGACAACGAUUAG